GUAGCUCUUGUAUUCGCCAAAAUGCAGGCCGAGUAUGUGAAGUUUCCCGAUAGGUCCGAACAAUGCCAAAUUGCCCAUGAGAUCUCAGCCGAAUUCGGUUUUCCUCCUGUUGUUUGUGGCAUCAUUGAUGGAACUCACGUCGAGAUUCAGUGA
Molecule: messenger RNA, 153 nt
Organism: Tigriopus californicus
Lineage: Eukaryota; Metazoa; Arthropoda; Copepoda; Harpacticoida; Harpacticidae
Source: RefSeq, a predicted model, not a curated record